Psilocybe cubensis is the source of this 5142-nucleotide messenger RNA. RefSeq lists its product as uncharacterized. NCBI's taxonomy places the organism in Eukaryota, Fungi, Basidiomycota, Agaricomycetes, Agaricales, Agrocybaceae. The record is from RefSeq and is a predicted model, not a curated record. The coding region runs from base 1 to 5142 and encodes 1713 amino acids. The transcript has 8 exons.
AUGAGCUCAAUUAACGUGAAUGCGGGUGAAGACCCACAAGAAGAUAUUCCAGUUGAUGCGGAUGGGUACGCAAUCUGCCCUGACUGCCAAAAGGCUAUUAAGUGUGGUCCCGGAGGAUCAAAGAACCUAAAUCUACGCCAUCGAGGAACAGCCAAAUGUAAAGCCGCAGCAGCAAAGCUAUCCACGAAGGCGAAGUUGAAGGACUCGUCACUCAAAGGUUUUUUUAUGAAACGAGGACCAGCAUUAGCUCGUGUACCUACUACAACAACUCUUCCAGUAAUCCUACCCAAAGACACUCCACUUUGCGAGACUACAACAACCGACAAUGUUCUGAGCCAGCCGCCUCCCUCUGUAACCCCAGAACCAUCGUGUGCGCCAACUGUCAAAUGGUUUAAGUCAAAUCUAGCCAAUGCGCUCCAAACACUAGUAGAUGGCUUACCACCCCCAAGCACGGAUAUAGCAUUAGCGGAUAAUAUCCUUUCCGCAUUCCAUACAGACCCAUCAAACUACAAUAAUCCAUUGGUUAGCGAUGAGGACCUGUGGGAAGAAGUCUUGAACCCGCUCUUGAAGGACAUUUUGGGGUGGGGAACCGAGCUUGAUGUUGAAGCGAUAGUGAGAGGGAAUAGGGAUGGAUUAAAUGGUCUCGCACCCUUCGUGGAAUUUUUUGUGGUUUGUCGCCGGGUAGACGAAGCCUUGUUUGAAGGAAAACUAGGACAUUUAAUGUCAGCUUUGCGAGACAGACAAUUAACUAGCACCCGCUCAGUCAUUGAUAUUGACAUGCCACUUGAAUCUGCUAUUAGCUUGAAUACAAGUCCUAGGCCCCAGCCUGUCAAUUUUGUACCUCGUACCCCUGCCGCCAACUCAAUUAGCAACACAUUGGCAGCAUGCAAAGGAUACCCAUUACCUAUCCCACCUGGAAAUUCUCCGCAUUCCACAUAUCCGUUUUCCCUUCACGAUACACUGUCGUUACCGUGGAACUAUGAGGUCAAACAUAACCAAAUGGUGCUGCGCAGUUUCCACUGUAAAAAGUCUGGCAGUCUUGUGCAUUUUGGGAUCUGCUCAGCAUGCCAUGAACUAUCGACAGACGCAACCUUAAAGGGGAUUAUUGACCGUAUGGAGCAUGGAAUUAACGACAACACACCUUACGCGUACUACUCCAUCAAUGGUCUGAAGGCUAAGCUGCGGCAGAAGGAUACAAAGAUCAGCUUUCUAAAACUUCGCGGGAUCAGUCAAGCACGCACAAUAUUACGGAAAACUACAUCCCUGGGCUAUCACAAACGGUUGAUGGUAGCAGUGGCAAGUCGGCGGUAUGGAAAUGUCGAGCGUUUGUUUCAGAUUGCUCUUCGUCAAAAGCGUGGUGUCCCCUACAUUAUAUCAAUGUACGAAGCUGCCGCCUCGAAUUUGUACCGCCCUAAAAGUUUUUCGGAGCACGAUGACAUGUUAGGACUGCUUCUUAUGAAGCUGGGAGGAAGCCGUAUCGCAGGAAUUGCUCACCGUGCACUGGGACUUCCUGGAAUUACAACCCUUCGAAACCGUGCAAUCAUGCCUCCAUUAAUCCCAUCCCCAUCUCAUCCAACUGAAUCCGAGGUCUCAAAAAAUCUUUUGGCGUGUUUCGAAAGCCUUAAAGACGUACUUGCUGGUGUUGAUGUUCUUCAUGCCAACCUGCAGCUUGAUGAGAUCGCUGUUGAACGUCGGAUACGAUGGGAUGACCAUACUAAUGUGUUUCUUGGAGUAUGUCGAGAGCAUGGAAAACAAACAGCACUUGAAUUUAACAGCGAGAGCGACAUGGUGGAGCUUUUUCAGUCGUUGGAUAACGAAGAGGUUCACUUUGCUCGUGAGGCUACCGUUGGCGCAAUUGGAAUUAUGGACCAGGAUACUCGGGUCUAUGCUGCACGUCCAAUUGUUAUCUCUGGAGACUGCAAACAGGAAACUGGAGAAGACCAUGCAGAUUUAAUUCGCACAUUAAUAAACUCCGUGAGCAGCAACAAACUGUCAACAAAAGUACGUGUGGUGUCAAUUGCCUCAGAUGGAGAGACACGUCGUGGCUCAGCGCUGUCGUUAUUGACAUAUCAAAAACCACUGUCAACAUCAUCACCAAUCUAUUCACAACUCUUUAACUUGACAUUUCUGGAUCUGUAUGUGGGCUCCGACGAUAUAACCGCUGACAAGGACUGGAAGCAUGUAAUCAAGCGGUUUCGAAACCUUUUGCUUCGUCCGCGUGGUGUUUUGGUACAUGGAUUCCGAAUAACACCUGCAAUCAUUGGUGUUCAUCUCAAGAUGGCGGAUCUUCCUGCCAUUCAUGUCAAUUCAAUAUGCAAUCCUGAUGAUGAACAGGAUGUUAAACUUGCCUUUGAUCUUCUCAGGGCCAUAUGGAACCUUUCACCUCUGUCUAAUCACAAAAAUCCUGCGGUUGUUGAAGCACGGUCAUCAUUGGUAAUCCUUGGACGACUGUUUUAUCAUACUGUCUUCCCCUACCUGUGUACCGACUUGACUCUUUCCGAGCAGCUAGAGCAUCUCAGUGCUGCUGCACAUCUCGCUCUAGCUUUGUUCCAUGAAUCCGGCUCUCAAUUCAUACCAACCUUGCUCUACACUGAUCUGCAGAUCAUGAUCAAGAACAUAUUUUUCUGUGUUGCCAAAGCAAAGGUGGAUCGACCAGAGUGUCCGUUUUUUAUUGUUCUUCAGGGUACAGAUCGUCUCGAGGAACUCUUUGGAAUCUUGCGGACAAUGGUGGGAAACGAUGCUAAUCUUGAUAUCUGGCAACUUGGCUCGCGUUUAACGGGUACCACACAAGUUUCAAACAUUUUGGCCAAGUACCCUCAUUGGGAUCGAGCACCUCGUCGACUCAAGCUCCCUGCACUAACCCGAGAAAUGCACGAACUCCCUGAUGCGUCCGACCAUAUCAAACCAGCAUCAUGGAAAGGCAAUGUUGUUGUAAACCAGGUUACUCUAUUAACGGCGUGGAAGCGGGGACGAAGACUCGCUGAAAAGGACUGUCCAUUUUCUGGUUCCAUUUUUUCACAGCUCGAAGCAAGCCCAAAUAUCAAUAUUCUUUCACCACGCGGAACUGCUCUUAUCGGGUCUAAUGUGGAGGGCAAUGCACAGGACGAUGAGAGUUUUAACUCUUUUCAACGACCGUCUGCUUUGCGUCAACAAUCCUCCGUAUCUACAGACGACUUGGGACCAUCUAGCCUCACUGAAAACCAAGCCAUUAUUGAAGACGAGUUUUUGGAGUCCGAGCUGCCACACAUUGAUGACGGUUCAAGUUCAUACAUGUCGUAUUCGAUUCUUGAUGGCAAAAAGUUUGCUCGCCGUGUUAUAUAUCAAGGAAAACUGGUUUCCAAAUCGCGGGCUAUUUCACUCCACAGUAAACUUCGUGGCAGGGCGGCUCCAGCAUCUACAGAUCGCUUGCGACGUGUACAGGGAACCGAGCGCUUUUCAAAGGCCAUAGAAUCAAAUGGUGGAUGCACCCACUUGUUGGACGAUUCUGAACUGCUUACAAUUCAAGAUCCUGUAGCUACCUUGGUCAAGUGCGACGGGCACAUAUUUCUGUGCAUUGGUGAAGUUAACAACAUCAAAAUUGUCUCUGAGCCGCCGGUUGAAGCCAUUUCAAUGGAUGACAUUUCUGAAUCCGAUCCGGGUCGAAUUUCUAUCUCUAUUUCAGUUCUAGGCCUUCGUCGUUCCAUUGAAACAGAUGAUCCAUCACUUAUAUGUGACUGGCGGACGUAUCGACCUGCUCAAGAGCGUACAAUUCAUGUUACAGCUAAAGCCAUACUGCCUCUUAAUCCAACAAUUUCGUCGUCAGGUUUAGAACAUAUGUUCUACCUACUUGAAGGCACCUUUCUUGUUGCGUUGGUCGACCAAUUAUAUUCCUCUGCUGAUACAGAACUUAUAAAGAGGUUGGCCAUGGUCCCUAUAUCGCCAGACUUUCCUUAUUACGAGGAAACAGGCAAAGCGUGUUUUUCCGUAUCCGCAAUCAGCCUUGAUGGUGCUGGUGGUGUAAUGAAUGCAUGCCCUAUCUGCGAUCCACCAUUUGAACUUGCAGGAAAGGUUGGACCUCGCAUUCUAGAGCAUAUGGCAUCGCAUAUUCUGCACGAUUUGAAUAUCAAUCGGGAAGACGAACCGUGUGGCCUAUGUCUUCGUCCUAGUCCACAAUGUCUCUUUUUCUUGAAGAAGGGUGCUAAUGGUAAUAUCAGGAUAAACAAGGAGGCGUCGACUGGGUGUCCUAACGCGAUCCAGUAUCAAUAUGGGCCUGCAGAAAGGUCUACGUCGUCUGCACCAUGUUCUAAUGUUCCAAUAUUCUGCCCUUUAUGCGACAAAACUGCUCCCGCGGUCUGGAGGUAUAAUCUACGAUAUCACAUUGUUAAAUCGCACCCAUCUGCAACGAUUAAUCGUUACUCACACUUCUGGCAGCUCACGAUGUUUGAAAAGAAGGAGAUGCGUCGCAUUUGGGAUACCUUCUCUAAUCCCUCAAAGCAACGGUCAAUGCCAGCAAAUACAAAGAAAAACAGACUUGUUAUAUCGGAUGCACAUACCACCCAAUCCGUUUCGCUUCAGGAUGCUGUAACUCUGUCAGAGAUUUAUGACUCUGACACUGAGCUGGAGCGUCAGCCAGCUCAAAAUCUGCCCAAUGACACAAAUCAAAGCACGAUAGAGUCUACUGAUCUCGAUACAGGAUACAACACAGCAUAUUCCAUGCUUGAGUUCAAGGAUUCCAAGGAUCCCAAGGACGAUUUGACAGAUAAUUCAAGUGCUACAGUCACGCACGAUGCUGAAAGUAUUAUUAAUGAGUCAUCAGAAACUAACAAAAGCGACGCUGUUAUUGUUUCAGACGUGAACACCAUCCUUUCCCAUGUCCCAAACAAUGAAUUGGCAUUGUUGGAUGCCUCGAACGAGCUCGAAAGUCACAUUGCAACGUUGGAUUCAGCAGCGAGCCUACCCGAUUCAACAGUGUCAUCUUUGAGACCCCACAGAAAAAGGACUCACUUUGAUGUUACAGACCUUUCCUACUGCGACUGUGGUGCCUCUGCGAAGCCAAAGGAUGAUGCUGAUGCAUUAAAUGUCGCACAAUGCAAAAGCCGAAACUGUCAGACCAUUUGGGUGAGCCUUUUAACAUUGACUUUUAUUGACUCGGAUAUUCAAUAA